Messenger RNA from Necator americanus (New World hookworm), 453 nucleotides. RefSeq lists its product as uncharacterized. The coding region runs from base 1 to 453 and encodes 150 amino acids. The transcript has 6 exons. The record is from RefSeq and is a predicted model, not a curated record. NCBI's taxonomy places the organism in Eukaryota, Metazoa, Nematoda, Chromadorea, Rhabditida, Ancylostomatidae.
AUGACCGGCUGUCGAGCGGCGGCUGCUGGCGCUGCUGGACUUCUCCUCCUGGUGGUCUUAGCCGUGGCUCAUACCGAGAUUAGACCGAAAACAGAUCCGUUGUGCAUCGCAGCCAGAUGCCAAGAUUCCGAGGUUUGUGUGGUGAAAAAUGGUGAACCGCAAUGCAUUUCAAAACAAAAACUAAUAAAGUUGGCAAAGAAGCAUGGACUCCACCAUGGCAAUAAGCACCAUCCUGUGCAACCCCAUCAAAAACACCAGAAACACGAGGAACACGCGCAACACGACCGUCUUGGACACCAUAGAUGUACUCAUGAGGAGCUGAUCUCGAUGGGUGGCCGUCUAUUGCAAUGGUUCACCGAUAUGCAUCGUAUGCACUCCGGACGUGAGAAAACCUUGCCAGGCGAAACAAGGAAUAAAAGAGGUUACGAUAUGCACAAUAUAGGCAAAACAUAG